CGUCAUCCAACUACCAUCGGAUGCACACUGAUGACGUCCUCUUUGUGAGGCUGUUAUUUACAUCUGUCAUGGCGUCGGUGGAUUUCAGAGACAACCUCCUUGGGAUUUCCUGGGUGGACAGCGGCUGGGUGCCGAUUCUGAACCCUGGAAAUGUUCUGGACUACUUCUCUGAGAGGAGUAACCCCUUCUACGACCGCACCUGUAACAACGAGGUGGUGAAGAUGCAGCGGCUCACUCUGGAACAUCUGAACCAGAUGGUGGGGGUGGAGUACAUUCUUCUUCACGCUCAGGAGCCAAUCCUUUAUAUCAUCCGGAAACAACAGAGGCAGUCACCAACACAAGACAUUCCCUUGGCUGACUACUACAUCAUAGCAGGAGUGGUGUAUCAGGCCCCCGACCUGGGGACCGUUAUCAGCUCCAGAGCGCUCUCUGCUGUCCAUGGAAUCCAGUCUGCUUUUGAUGAGGCCAUGUCGUACUGCCGCUAUCAUCCAUCCAAGGGAUACUGGUGGCACUUCAAGGAUCAGGAGGAGAGAGAGAAAAAUAAACCCAAGACUAAGAAGAAGGAGGAAGCGAGCUCGCUGUUCCAGAGGCAUCGUGUGGACACGUUGCUGCUGGACCUCAGGUCAAAGUUUCCACCCACGUUCUACCAGCCUAAGCCUGGGGAGAAGCCCAUUCCAGUUGAGGUGAAGAAGGAGCCUGAACCCCCGGCAGAGGCUGUUAAACAAGAGGAGAGAGAACCGGCCACCAAGUCCUCGGCCCCCGCUCCACCCAGCAAGCCCCCCCCAGAGAAGAGAGCCAGGCUGCAGUGAGGAGAUACUCGUAUUACUCUGGGAAUAUACAGAAAGGAAAGUCGUACAGCACUAACUGAAACCACAGCUCAGGAGUAUUUUUGUUUCCUCUCCAUAUAUGCAAGACCCUCUACUCAUUUGAUCAGUUGUGGCUCAGAAUGAACCGGUGUAGGUACCAGAUGUGUUCGGCCUACCAGAUCUGUUCGGGGUCCGUUACGCUUACCAAUGACGUCACGCAUUGGCUGUACAGCAACCCAAGAGGACAUUUUACACGGCCAAAUUCCGCAAAGAAUAUUAAAAACUAACAAUCGACAGUGAAUGUAUGUUAGUGGAACUGUGUCUUAUGUUCUUAUAAAUUCGAAAUCAUCAGUAAAGUCUAAGACCAUAUUUCAGAGGGAUAUGCUACAUAUUAACUUUCUAUUAUAUGCAUUUCAGUUCUUCAUUAACAUUCCUUAAUUAACACUUCACUUUCCUGACACAGAUUGUCAUUGUCACAUCAUUGAUAAGCGUAACGGACCCCGAACAGAUCUGGUAGGCCGAACACAUCUUGUACCUAGACCGAAACAAAAGGCAGCUUCUCUCAGUGCCAGAACUACGUUAACUCUGUAACAUGAGUCCUGUGCAUGUGAUGAGUUUUGAGCUGUGCUACUAACGGGUUGAGUGCCUGAUGUCAGCAGGCAUUUAGCAGAAUUCACUAAGGAUGAGGUUUUCUUGCUGAUAAGCUGACGUCAGCAUCAGUGUCGGUUUACUGACACAGGGUGAUGUCAGAACGCAUCAUGUUAUCUGACUCGUCACCUCUCUUUGAUUUCAGACACUUUCCUCAGUUUUUUGUAAGGAAUACUUUUGUGUUUUUGUAUUAAAAUAUAUCACUUACUGUUU
Gymnodraco acuticeps is the source of this 1667-nucleotide messenger RNA. RefSeq names its product mediator complex subunit 6 (gene med6). Gene Ontology annotation, biological process: regulation of transcription by RNA polymerase II. Gene Ontology annotation, molecular function: transcription coactivator activity. The transcript is spliced from 8 exons. Bases 21 to 809 code for a protein of 262 amino acids. Gene Ontology annotation, cellular component: core mediator complex; mediator complex. Lineage: Eukaryota; Metazoa; Chordata; Actinopteri; Perciformes; Bathydraconidae. The record is from RefSeq and is a predicted model, not a curated record.